Messenger RNA from Spirometra erinaceieuropaei, 345 nucleotides. The record is from the annotation of a GenBank genome assembly. NCBI's taxonomy places the organism in Eukaryota, Metazoa, Platyhelminthes, Cestoda, Diphyllobothriidea, Diphyllobothriidae.
AUGAGAGUCAAGCCCUGGAUUACCUUCGAGAGUCUGGCGAAGACCUUCAACACCGUGAAUCGCGAUCGACUCUGGAAAUUCCUGCAGAUAUUCGGGUGUCCCGAACGAUUUGCUAAAAUGGUAAGAAAGUUUCACGACGGGAUGACGGUUUGUGUCAUUGACAACAGGACAGUCUCUGAAGCAUUUGUGGUGACCGAUGGGGUGAAAAAGGGCUGCAUUCUCCUCCUGUUCAAUCCCGUAUUCUCCGUCAUGCUGAUGGAGGCCUACUGUGAAGAACGACCGGAGAUUGACAUCAGCUAUCGAAUCACUCAAAAGAUGUCCAACAUCCGUCGUUCGAAAGUGUAA